CUUUCUCGCCCUCACCACCACCUCUCCCUCUCAUCUUCCUUCGCGUAUCCCUCAUCCACGCUUCACCACACAGCGCAGAACCAUGCCGCCACCGUCGCCGCGCUCCCUCUAGAUCACUGCCAUGCCUCCACCCUCCUCCGCGCCUCGCGCGCCGCGGCGCUCAGCGCCAGCACCGGCUCUGGCGGCGCGCAUUGCGGCCUUCGAGGGCGCAGGCGCUGCUCCUGCUCCGACGUCGCCGAGGGAGCAACAGCCGCGCAGCGCUAGCGAUCGGCAUGUGUUUGGCAGCACAGCAGGCGCACGGUCGAGUGCGGGGCAAGAGGCGCAGUCGUCGGGCUCAGCGAUGCGGCAGCAGGCAGCCAGCUCCACGGCGCGCAGCUCAGUCGCUGCGCUGCCCUCUAGCAUCUCUAUGCCCGCCGCAGCCUCUUCGAGCGCUGCUCCGUCAUCACGCCCGCCUGCUGCGCCAUCGGCCGCACCAGCGUCACCGGCACUCAGCUCGGACAGAAAGGCCGCACCAGCCGCGCCGUUCCUGCUGCGCGCCCACGUCGCUGCCUCGCCCGCGGCGCUCGCCUCGCCUGCAGCUCCUCCAGCUACCGCUUUGCCUGAUCCGUUCGCCGACAGCGCACAGCCUCACGCGUCUCGUCCGCCAUCCGUCGAGGGGGCGGCACUAUCGGCGACUGCGUCCGUGCACACGCAGCGACCUGCUGAAGAUGGAGAGCGGAUACAGCGUGGUCGAGUAGGCGCCUGGGAUUGGACGCCGCUUUCGUCGGGCGCACGAGAGAGCGCACAGCGACUGGAGGGACAGGCAGUGUCUGGCCUGCUGGAACGCAAGGCUGAGGAGGAGCCGCAGCCUCCGAGCGCCAGACGGCGAGAGUCGGAGCCUAGACGAGGCAACCGCAUUUCAGUCCCUUCGCCGGACAUCGACACUGCCGGUGCGCUCUUCUCGCGCAUCGCGCCACCCCGUGCUGUUUCAGCGGCGCUCGCGCCACCAGCAUCUCUGCAAGAGGCUCAGCGAAGCGCGCAGCGAGAGGCGACGUUGGUGCCUUCGUCCGAGCUCAGCACGGCCGAGGAGGAGACGCUAGUCGCCAGCAGUCUCAAGUGCAAGUCCUCGAUGCUCGAGAGCACGAAGCUAUCUUCUUGGAGCAAAACACAUGCUCAGAAGAUCGAAGAGCUGGACGGACUGCCAGUGCACUCGCGCUACCUCGGAACGCAGCUGGCAGAGAAGCUUCCUGAGGCACUGCUGCGCUUCGAGACUGCAGCGCACAUCGACGGCCCAGCUACACGUCGGCCAUCCGCCUCAGACCUGCCUCAAGCACACUCAUCAGCCGCCGUCUUCGCGCGUACAGCGCCGCCGCUGCAUUUGCCCGUGCUCGAUGCCUACCUUGACGACGCCGCACGCUUCCCGCUGCCUCGCUUCUCCGAUGCGCGCACACUCGCCUCGAGCGAGGAGGCGCGGCUCUGUGGCUAUGAGCUGACGAAGCGCAAGCGGAGACGCACACUCGAAGUAGCGGGUGGCCAGCUUUGUGUGCCGGAGACUGCCAUGCGAGAGAAGAGCGAGGCGGCAGGCGAAGCGUUGGAAGCGGAGGAGAAGGAGAAAGAGGAGGGUGAGGCCUCACCUGCCACCUCGCUGCUCUCGACUGCGACAUCGCCGCGCACGCGUCUCGACAUGUUCCCGCCGCUGAUGCUGCUGCGCACCUCCUCGCUCGACGAACUCAAGUCGAACGCAGUCGGCCCGCGUGCGCCUCCCGGUGGCGUACUCGCCAUGCUGCCCGGCGUCGGCUCUAUCCUGGGCACAGUCGUCGACUUCAUCAUCGGCAUCGAAGGCAGUGCUUUCGCUGCCGGCAUCUUCCGCCUCGGCCUGCUGGCCGACUUUGCGCAGCUCAUGGCGCUGCAGCUGCACUUUGACGAGCCGAUCGGCACACCAGAGGAUCCGACGACGGGCUCGCGAGUGCGCCGCUUUCUGCUGCACACGCUGCCAUCCUUUCUGGCGCUCGACUUCGUCUCGCUCUUCGGCAAGGCGCUGCUCUGGCUUUGCAUCUUCCUCUCGAUCGCGCUGCUGCUGCUGUGGCGUUUCUGGCGCACGACCCGUACAUUGAACCCAAACUACUCCAUCGAGGGCUUCGGCUCGCAGCCGUGGCUCUUCACAUCGCAGCGCAUGGGUUCGAAGCUCGCCAACAUCCUCGUCGUCUUCACUCUCUCGGUGCUCUACAUUCCGCUUUCCAAGCUCGCGCUCGACACGCUCACGUGGCAAGCCGACUUCUGGCCCGCCGACGCACAGGCGGCGCUCGCCACUGGCGUUCCUGCUCUGCGCACCGACGCCAGCGAGACGACGCGAGGCACCGACGACUUCUGCUGGAGCACGACAUUGCAGCGCGACGAAUUCAACUUCGCCUGGCUGCUCAUGCCACUGGCGGCCAUCACGAUGCUGCUGUACACCUUCGCCUAUCCCUACCUGCUCGCCACGACGCUCAAGCGCCACCUGCCGCGCGUCAGCAACUUCAACGAGCUCGGCACACGCCGCACCGAGGCGGAGCGCGAUGCCGAAUACGUGCGCUUGCUGAAUCGCGACAAGAGCCCGCUGAACUUCAUGUACAAUGCCUACCGUCGGCGCUGGGGCUACUACAAGCCGCUCUACAUCCUCUGCUUCAAGUUCAGCAACAUCGUCGUCGUCAGCCUCGUCAGUCCGCGCAACUGCCUCUUCCGGCACAUGCCGACAAAGACGAUGCUCGUGGUGCAGCAGAGCACACUCAUCGUGCUCAUGUCGCUGCUGCUCGCCGGACACCUCGUCACGCGGCCAUUCGCUGACAAAAUCAGCAAUCGCUCAGAGCUUGUCUCACGAGCGGGCUACGUCUUCACGGCCGUGAUCGGUCUGCUGGUGGCGCUGCAGGUGCAGGGCUCGACGGUGUACAACACGACGAUCCUCUAUCUCAUCCAGGCGCUCUCCUACGCCGGCAACAUUUACUUCGCCCUCGCCGGCGCCGGCUGGAUGGAGCACCUCAUCAAGCGCUGGCAGGCACGCCUCGACUUCAGCAUCGACAUCUUCUCGCCUGCGCUCGACGUGCCGAAGCACAUCAAGCGACGCGUGUGGGAGGAGACGCUCUCGACGAUCUUGCUCUGCGGCGUGUCGUACCACAUGCCGCCCGACAAGGUCGUCGCGUUCGCCACCGCCGACGAGUGGCCGCCGUAUAUGCUCUGGUUCCAGGGCUCGGCGGCCGAGCGGCACGUCGAGAACAUCAAGCUGCUCAAGGCCAUCGGCAUCGACGCCUACCGCUCCUGGGUCGAGGAGCUGCGAUCCGAGCGUGCACAGCGCUGGGAGCGAGCCAUCGAGACGAUCCAGACGCACUUCGCCGGCCCCGAUGCCUACUGGCGUCCGCUGCAUCCGCCGUUUCCCGAGGGCGUGUCGAGCUUCUUCGGCAAGGUGUUUCUCGUGCCCUUUCCGCCAACGCUCGUCAUGCGCUACGACCAACAGGCCGAGGAGACGCAUCAGCUGCAGACGCUGGCUGAGCUGGAGGCGUUCGUGGCGCAAAACGAGAGCGCGGAGGUCCAAUCUCGCCGCUCGGUGCGCAUGGCUCUGCGUGCGCUGGACGGACAGCAGGUACGCGCGCCGCACGUCGAGAACGUCGCUGUCGGAGGUGCGGUGCGCAGCAGACCGCAACGGCGCGGGCUCGACUUCCUCGCACGACUGGGAACGCCCGCCGAGGCGAAGCGCAAGUACACGCUCGCCAUGCCUGUCGCCUACACCGCUGGCGUGCUGCGCGUGCAUCGCAAGAGCCUCGGAAGCGACGACGCCGACAGCAAGCCGUUCGCGUCUGGCUUUCACGUCACGCUCGACUACUCGGACGGCCGACGACAGGACCCCGAGGGGAUCACGCGUGUGCGCGAGCUGCUCGUCGUCGACGCUUCGCUGGCCAUCGGGCUGCACGAUGACUUUCAACCCACUGCUGCGCUGCUGCACUUUCUGCGCGACAAUGCUGCGCUCGUCGAGGCGCGCGUGGCAGGUGUGCAGGAGGCGCUUCAGGCGUAUCGCUCGUCGUUCGCCGCCGAGGCGUCGGCCAAGCAAGCUGUGCUCUCGUACGCCUUCCUGACCGACAUCUUCGAUGCGCCGGGCCUCUCGCUCGCCGAGCUGCGCCGUGCCUUUUCGCGAGCGGCAUGUGCGCGCGUCGUGCGCGAGCUGCCGCGCCGGUAUCCAGCGAGCGUGGCGCUGCUGUAUGAGCGCAUGCAGCACCUGCAAGUCAGCGAGGUGCAUCGCUGGUGGUGGCUCUACUGGGACGAUCUCUGGCGCAUGAACGCCGCCGACUAUCCGGCGCUCACGAAGCAGCGCACCGCCUUCUCGCCGCAUUUUCCCGGCAGCAUCGCGUACACGCCCAUGGGUCGCAGGCGCCUCGAGGCAUACCUCGACGAGCAUGGCCUGUGGCUCAAGCAAGGCACGAAAGGCUUCUUCACGCGCGGCACGCUCAACCGCCUGUACUUCCACCUCGACAUGCUCGUCUUCGCUCGACAGGGCAGCCUCAUGACGUCGAACCCCUUCCUCGAUCCUCCGCCGUCCUCUUCGCGUCCAGUGCUGCCCGGCCGGCGCUCCGACGAGGCAGUGCAUCUGGCGCUCGGCACGCUGCGCAGCUGCGGUGACGGCAUUGAGCUCGAGACGCGCAGGUACGACACCAUCGACGCUUCGCUGGCGCCCACGUCGCGCCUCACGGGCGCGGGCACCGAGUACGACCAGAGCGACAUUCUCGAUCGCCGCGCUUGGCCGUGGACGGAGCAGCGCCUGAGCGGCAAGCCUGGACUUCGCCCGUACGAGCGAGCCUGGAACCGCGCACUAGAAUGGCUGGCGCUCUCGCCGUUCAAGGCCAAUGCCCAUCUGCGCACCAUGUUCCUCUUCCUCGACCUCGUCGAGACGCCCGAUGGACCUCGCUUCGAGCUGCCGGCGGUGCGCCACACGCCUCACUGUCCGGCCUAUCCGCCUGCCGAGACGGCCGAAGACGAGGAGCAAGAGAGCAGACGACGAUUGCUCGACGACCACACUUGAUGACCCAGCUGCGCCCUGCGCUGCACGAUGCCUCACUUACAUUCCACGCUCGCCUCCUUCCCCGACGCAUUCUCCAUACCCUUACUCAUCAAUCAUCCCUCCCGGAGCGCCUUGCGCCAUGCACUAUCCACACGCUGUAUCUGCCAUGCUUCGAAGUCGUGCCAUCUAUUCAUCAUCGCUGU
Messenger RNA from Tilletiopsis washingtonensis, 5205 nucleotides. RefSeq lists its product as hypothetical. The record is from RefSeq and is a predicted model, not a curated record. The transcript is spliced from 4 exons. The coding region runs from base 122 to 5023 and encodes 1633 amino acids. NCBI's taxonomy places the organism in Eukaryota, Fungi, Basidiomycota, Exobasidiomycetes, Entylomatales.